Messenger RNA from Brassica rapa (field mustard), 1187 nucleotides. RefSeq names its product mitochondrial inner membrane protein OXA1-like. Lineage: Eukaryota; Viridiplantae; Streptophyta; Magnoliopsida; Brassicales; Brassicaceae. Gene Ontology annotation, biological process: protein insertion into mitochondrial inner membrane from matrix. Gene Ontology annotation, molecular function: protein dimerization activity; membrane insertase activity; DNA binding. Gene Ontology annotation, cellular component: mitochondrial inner membrane. The record is from RefSeq and is a predicted model, not a curated record.
UCGUCUUCCCUCUGUCUCCGCUUACUUUUACCUUCUGAAACAGCUUGAGUAAAGAGUUCGUGUUUAAUCUCUUUGAUUCGUCCAUUCACUACUCCGUCUCUCUCUCUCCCUCUCUCUGUUUUCCCCCUGUUUUCUAUUUUGUUGAACCCAAAUUGAUUGAGAAGAUGGGGAGAGGAAAAAUAGAGAUAAAGAAGAUUGAGAAUGUGAACAGUCCUCAAGUCACUUUCUCCAAGAGACGUAACAGGUUGAUAAAAAAGGCGAACGAGCUUUCGUUUCUCUGUGAGGUCGAUGUCAUCGUCUUCUCCAACACUGUCAAGGUUUACUAUUUCUCCAGCGGAAGGCAUGGUGUAACUUCGUUUACACCCCUGAAAGGACUUAUUAUUCAAGGUCCCAUCUUCAUCAGCUUUUUCUUCGCUAUCAGGAACAUGGCCGAGAAAGUACCAUCGUUUAAAACCGGUGGAACUCUUUGGUUUACUGAUCUCACCACUGCAGAUACUACAUAUAUCUUGCCACUUCUCACCGCCAUCACUUUCAUAAUUAUGGUGGAGUCCAACAUGCAAGAAGGUAUGGAAGGGAAUCCAGUAGCUGGAACUAUGAAGAAAUUCUCAAGAAUCAUUGCCUUUCUCUCUAUUCCAAUUCUGAUGGGCAUUGAGAAGGGAUUGUUCUGUUACUGGCUCACUUCCAACCUGUUUACUCUUGGGUAUGGAUUAGCACUAAGACGUCCUGAUGUGAGGAAGCUCUUGAAUCUCCCGGAUGCUGUCACAUCUUCUUCUAGCGGGCAGCCAAAGCCGCCUUCGCCUAUUCCAUUUUCCUUUGAGCAGCCAAAAGACCAAAGUGUUGUUGUUCAUGAAGAUCCUCCUUUGUCCUCCUCCAAAGAUCCUUCUAUGUCUUCCUCUGAGUCAUCUUCGAGUGUUCCAGGGAGAAGAAUCUCAAAGAGUUCAGUGCUGAAUCAGAGAAUCAGAACUCUGGAGAGACAACUCAAGGACCAAAAGAAGAAGAAGUGAGAGACUCUUUUUUUUCAUGUUCAGGUUGUUUUGCUAGAAAACUGGCUGAGAUACUAUAGACGGAAGGGAUUAAAGUAUCAUCGGGAAUUUAAGGUUUUGAAUAUUGAAGGCAACAAUCAAGUCAUAUGGAUCUCACUCUGAAGUAUUCAUCUUAUAUACAUUCAGAACUCAUUACUUACAUCA